Molecule: messenger RNA, 753 nt
Organism: Aspergillus nomiae NRRL 13137
Lineage: Eukaryota; Fungi; Ascomycota; Eurotiomycetes; Eurotiales; Aspergillaceae
Exons: 2
Coding region: 1-753 (250 amino acids)
Source: RefSeq, a predicted model, not a curated record
AUGAAGACCAAUAGUUUAAAUAAACGGACGAUAACAGUGAAGACUGAUCAAAUACCGCCAUCACUACGUAUCCGCGACAACCAGCGACGUUCGCGUGCACGCCGCAGAGAAUAUAUCCAAGAUCUUGAGGAACGCCUACACAAGUUCGAGGCUCUGGGCGUUCAGGCGACACGAGAAGUCCAAGCUGCGGGUCGAAAGGUGGCAGUGGAGAAUACUCUCCUCCGGUCGCUGCUCAAACUGCGUGGUGUUUCCGACCGGGACGUUCAGGAAUACUUGACAGCACACACAGCGAAUAUUUUUCUCCCAAAACUUCACUCGGACGCUGUACUAGAAGCGCGAUUGCCCCCAUGGAAACCUUCAAGUCUAAACACAGUCCGAGAGGGUUCCUCGCAGUUCAGCUCACUUAAUCCCGAAUGCAAUGACCCCUUGCAUGAGAUGAACGAUACUGAGUCUACCCCAUCACUCUUGAGCCGAGCUAUCAAUCAACAGGUGAUUAUAUCCGAGAACCAAAUUUCCGAUAGGGAGCAGCGUGUACCAGUCGACUCUCCCACUCAUGGUACAUCCAGAUUACAGUCACCCAGCAGGAACCAGGGUUCAGGGCAGGCUACUCCAUGCGAAACUGCAGCCGAGAUCAUCAUGUCUAUUCGAGACUACUCCGAUGCGCGGGAUGUGCGCUCGGAACUAGGGUGUCAGUCAACAUCCAACUGCAUGGUGAGGAACAUGGAUAUUUUUCACCUACUAGAUAAACGAUAA